Molecule: messenger RNA, 2373 nt
Organism: Carica papaya (papaya)
Lineage: Eukaryota; Viridiplantae; Streptophyta; Magnoliopsida; Brassicales; Caricaceae
Gene: GRF1
Product: growth-regulating factor 1
Biological process (GO): developmental process; DNA-templated transcription; regulation of DNA-templated transcription
Cellular component (GO): nucleus
Molecular function (GO): ATP binding
Source: RefSeq, a predicted model, not a curated record
UCCCCCCUCAGUUUCAACUCCUCUUUCUCUUUCCCUUUCUCACUCUCUCUCCAAUUAUUUUAGCUAUUCUUAAAAAUCGCUCCUUUAAAAUCAAAUUCCAAACAGUACAAAACCAAACCUUUCUUUAAGAUGCCCCCUUCUUUCUCUUUCUUCUUCUGCUUCUUCUUCUUCUUCAUACUCAUGCUCAAGGCUUCAACUUUAUGUUCCUUGUCAUGAACUCAUGCUUUUUGAAGACUAUUUUUAGAUUGUUCUUGUCUCCGCUAUGGAUUUCGGUGUUCUCGGGUUGGAGGGUCUGGUGGGUCCUGAGAGCGCCGGCGCUUCAUCUCAACCGCCGCCGGCCCCCGACACAAAUCACAACGUUCUCGGAUCUGGGUUUGUCAGGCAAGAGAGAUCUAGGCCCGGCGAAGAUGACUGGAGGACCUCCAAAGUCGCUAAGACAAUGCCGUUGCACCAGGCAACAACUUCUCCUCUCUUGAGAUCUAAUACUAAUUCCGCCGUCGCUGCUGAUACAUCCAGCCAACAAGGGCAUAUGCUGAGCUUCUCUUCCGCACAAUCUGAAGUUCCAUUUCUGACUAGAGAUUGCGGAAUGUUGCUGCAGAGAAGCUCGCAGAAUACUCCUCCAUACCACCAGCCUACUGCUGCUACUGCAUCUGGUUAUGCUAGAAAUGCAGGUUAUGUUUCUGGAAGCUUGAAUGCGACCAUGCACGGGCAUUUUGCUGGAGGCAGAGGCCCAUUCAGUCCAUCUCAGUGGAUUGAAUUAGAACAUCAAGCCUUGAUCUACAAGUACAUCACAGCAAAUGUGCCUGUACCCUCGAAUUUGCUCAUGUCUCUCAAAAAGUCCCUUUACCCAUUUAGCUUGACCGGCUCCUCUGCUGGAUCCUUGUCUUCAAAUUCCUUGGGAUGGGGGUCUUUCCAUCUGGGUUUCUCCGGCAGCACGGACCCUGAGCCAGGGCGGUGCCGACGAACUGAUGGGAAGAAAUGGCGGUGCUCCAGAGACGCGGUUGCCGAUCAGAAGUACUGCGAAAGGCACAUAAACAGGGGCCGCCAUCGUUCAAGAAAGCCUGUGGAAGGCCAGAUCGGCCAUGCAGCAACUGGUCCUGCUGCCAAUUCAAAGUUGGCAGUGGUGCCGCCGAUGACUUCUUCCAUGUCAUCAACAUCGGCGAUAGUACCCAGUAGCGGCGCACCCAACAGUCUUGCAAUCUCGCAGCACCAACUCAAGAAUUUGAAGCCUGUCGUGGCCAAUCGGCCCAAUCCUUCUGCUGACUCUCUCAUCAACAGAGUACAAGAUCCGUGCGAUCUAUCAACUUUGUCUUCCGCGAUCAAUGGGAAAUCUAACAACACUGCUUUUAGCAUUCAAAAACAAGACAUCCUGUUGGAAGAAUCAUCUCACUCAGAGUUUGGGCUUGUUUCGUCGGAUUCCCUCCUUAACCCUUCGCAAAGGAGCGGUUACAUGAGCUCAAAAAACUAUGUGUCAUACCUUGACUUUGGAGAUCAAGAAACGCAAGAACAACAUCCGUUUCACCAAUUUAUGGAUGACUGGCCAAAAGAUCAAUCUAAUCAUUCUGUUAUUACUUGGCAUGAAGAGCUAAAAUCGGACUGGACCCAGCUCUCGAUGUCAAUCCCUAUGCCAUCUUCGGAGUUUUCAUCAUCUACAUCCUCCCCCACGCAAGAGAAACUUGCCCUCUCACCACUUAGGUUAUCUCGCGAAUUAGAUCCAGCAAUACAAAUGGGUUUGAGGCUGAACAGCAACAUUGGUGAGCUGAGCAAAAAGCGAAAUAACAUGGUGCCACCGAUCUCUUGGGGAAGUUCAAUGGGAGGUCCUUUGGGAGAGGUCUUAACCAGCACCAGCAACAGUUUGGCUACAAUCAAGAACUCAUCAGCAGCACUUAACCUGAUUAGCGAAGGCUGGGAUGGCAGUCCACAGUUAGGCUCUUCGCCAACUGGUGUCUUGCAGAAGUCAGCAUUUGGCUCUCUCUCAAACAGCAGCUCAGGGAGCAGCUCAAUAGCUGAGAACAAGAAAGGCAAUGAGGGGGCCAGCCUCUGCGAUGACGUGCUUGGCUCUUCGUUAGCCAGCUCCUCCAUCCCAUCUAUGUGAUGCUGAACAAUCAGAAAGUCAGAGACCAAACAAGAGGCUUUGUUGUAACUUUGUUUGAUCCAAUUUGGUUGUUUUGUCUUUGUUUCAAGACGUUUUAGUGUAUGAAUUUUUAGAAUUUUCGGAUUAGGGACUUGGGUUAAAGCAAUCGAGAAUAUGCGUUGGCCCGUUCUGACUGAUCUUCGAUUUCUCAGUAAUCUCUCUAUAGUUUGUGAAUCUGAAGCAACUAAUUAAUACCCUUUUAUUAUUUUCUUUUAUUCUUAUUUUUCAGUUGUCUUAUA